AGCCUGACACGGGGCUUGAACCCAUGUACACUCUGUUGACUGAGUCACCCAGGCACUCCUCUUUAACCUUCUGAGAGUCCCUGGCAGGAUCUGAAAAUUGAACUGACAAAAGACAGAUUAACAGGAGAAAAACACAGAUUUUAUUGAAUUUUUACAAGUACUUGGGAACCUUCACAGGAGAAUGAAGACUUGAAGUGACCAGAAGAGGAAGCUUUUAUAUAUUUACACAAAGAAACAAUAAACUUGGGAGGAAUUGACAAAAGACAAAGGGCUUUGAACUAGUAGUAGAAACUGGUGAAAAGCUACAAAGAUUAAGGGUUUCUUUAAUAAGGUUUGUUUAUACAGCUACAUUUUACUUCAAAGCCUAAACUCGUAACCACACCCAUCUUUUACUCCCUCAGCUUGUUAACUGGAAUAUCACCCCGAAGGUAAAUUCUAAUUUGAAUGGAUCUAGAUUGUUUGUAAUGAAACCUGUUACUUUGCAUAAAUUAACCUUAUUGACGUUGCAAAGGUUAGGAAAUUAUCCUAAAGGAACAAAAUUGUUUAUAGUAGGGGCAUCUAAAGGAGACUGUGUAUAAAUAGCUUGAAUUAGCCUAUGUUUGCUUGUGUUAAGUACUUGAACUCAAAAGGAAACUUGGUUUAAAAAGGUCAUUCUAAAAAUAGUGUAUGUGCAUCACUGUUCUUUAAAGAGACAAGUAGGUGAGGGGUGGGGGGGGGGUUGCCUCAUUGCUGCACCUUUUAAGGUAAAGGAGGAGGGAAUCUGCUUUUAACUCAUUAGCCAAUCAGGCUCUGAGGCCACUUCUCAAAGCCACUUCCUGUCUCUUGACUUAGUCUCUGCGUUUUGGUGGUGGGCUGGUGAGUAUGCACUUAAUUUUGCUCCCUAAUUAUUCUUAAUUUCUCUUCCAUUAGAGCCCUGUAUCCUCAUGGCAGGCCUCCCCCCCCCCCCCCCAACAAACAUUAGAGUGUGUGUGAGUCACAAGGCAAUUACGUUCGGCUAUGUGGAGAUUGGGGGAGGGCAGUGAAAUGCUCUGCCUGGCUUAUUUCCACGUGGGUCUCUGCAGUACUGGGCCUGCCUUCCCUGAGACUUGGUGACCCAGAAACAAUGGACUCUGCUUCAUGUACAGAAUGCCCGUGUUCCUGGAAAAUGCCUGGAUUCGUUUUGUUUGGAGGGAAAGGUUGAAGAUGGAGUCCAUGGAGGAAGGACGGCCUGGGUCUUCAAAAUCCUAUGUUUUAGCCCAGAAGUGGCGCGGUGAAAGCACCUGUCACACCUGCUGUAGCCUCCCUGAUAAUCAGAGAUGAUGCAUUUGGAAGGAUGGAUCCUCAGGUAGUUGGUAGGUCGUGUGGUUCAACUAAUUCCUAGAUAGAAGCUGAUUCACUUGAUACCAGAGCAAUGACAUUUCAGAAGACCGAAACUAGAUCUGAGUCUGACUUCUUUCCCAGCUUGGAAUUCUUGGGUGUUGUAAGUCCUAGAUCUACAACAGAUGAUGACAACAUUUUUCUUUUGUGGAUGAGUCUCUGCAUCUCAGGAUUGAUUGGUUUCAGUAAUCUCAUCCCCAGAAGCACUCUAGAAAGGAGCCAGUGAAGGCAGUAGAGGGUUUGCCAUAUCAGAAGAGGACACAUUGCCACUAAGAAGCAGGAUUCUUUUCAGCAUCUGGAGACCUCACUUUCUGUUAUGUCUUUGUGUGAAGACAUGCUGCUUUGUAAUUAUCGCAAGUGUCGCGUCAAACUCUCAGGUUAUGCAUGGGUCACUGCCUGCUCUCACAUCUUCUGUGAUCAGCAUGGCAGUGGGGAGUUUAGUCGCUCACCAGCUAUCUGCCCUGCCUGCAACAGUACCCUUUCUGGAAAGCUAGACAUCGUCCGCACGGAACUCAGUCCAUCAGAGGAGUAUAAAGCCAUGGUAUUGGCAGGGCUUCGUCCAGAGAUUGUGCUGGACAUUAGCUCCCGUGCUCUGGCCUUCUGGACAUACCAGGUACAUCAGGAGCGUCUCUAUCAAGAAUACAAUUUCAGCAAGGCUGAGGGCCAUCUGAAACAGAUGGAGAAGAUAUAUACUCAGCAAAUACAGAGUAAGGAUGUAGAAUUGACUUCUAUGAAGGGAGAAGUCACUUCCAUGAAGAAAGUGCUAGAAGAAUAUAAGAAAAAGUUCAGUGACAUCUCUGAGAAACUCAUGGAGCGAAAUCGUCAGUAUCAAAAGCUCCAAGGCCUGUAUGAUAGCCUUAGGCUGAGAAACAUCACUAUUGCUAACCAAGAAAGUACCCUUGAACCCUCCAUGAUUGCACAAUCUGGUGUUUUUGGCUUUUCAUUAGGGAACAACUCCAAGUUUCCUUUGGACAGUACACCAGUUCGAAGUCGGGGUGGUGGAGAUGGAGAUUUUCAGUUCAGACCAUUUUUUGUGGGUUCUCCCACAGCACCUGAACCCAGCAACAGCUUUUUUAGUUUUGCCUCUCCAAGUCGUGAAGCAGAGCAGCAGCAAAUCUCUAGCCGGGCCUUCAAAGUGAAAAGAAUUUAGCUCAUUUUACAUAACGUUUCUCUGUUCACUUUCAGUGGUCUCAUUUAGCAAAUUAUCUUUAUUCUAGUUAGGAUAGGAGUCCCCGUCCUCUCUGCUAUUACAUUUUUAUGAGAAACUCAGUGUCGGUAGAAAUGGCUUUAGAGUCUGGUUUCUUUUUCUGUUUCUGUUAUUUAAGGCAUGAGCAUUAUGUUAAACUCAAUUUCAUUGUGAACUGUUUUCACCAGCAAUGAAAAGUACAAUAUUAUUGAGUGUUUUGUAGAUCACCAUUUGUUUUAUGUCUGGGUUAUUUCUGACUGGACUACAUGUUUAUGUAUAUGUAUAUAAGCACCUGUGUAUAUCUACAUGUCACUUUGGGUUAUGGUGUUUAUGCAUAUAUGCAUGUAUGUAUUUCUUCAUAUUGAUUUUGCUGUAUCUGCCAGUAUAUUUAUGUGAAGAUUUUGGUGUCCAGAAAUGGCAAGCGAAUCUGUAGCUUGUUAUUUGCUGUGUAGAUCUAUUUGUAUAAAGUUAUGUAUUUGCCCUUGUAUUAAUUUGUUUGUAGAGGUGUGCUCCUGUCAGUUAAUGAGAAUAUAAUGUGUAUGUCGUCUUAUAUUUCUUUUUAAAAUGAUUCACGUUGAUAAAGUUAUUUUGUAAAGUUUAUUUUUGGCAUUUAUUUUAAAAUGAAAUUACUCUUAACCCUUUUGCCAGUGGUUGCCUUGGGUCUACUUAUUUAGGAAUGCACUCUUACACAGAAAACUUAAACAGUAUGUUAUGGAUCUCAAGAGGUUAUGUGAAUUAAAAUACUUUUAAAGAUUUA
Suricata suricatta (meerkat) is the source of this 3299-nucleotide messenger RNA. RefSeq names its product cyclin B1 interacting protein 1 (gene CCNB1IP1). Gene Ontology annotation, cellular component: synaptonemal complex. The record is from RefSeq and is a predicted model, not a curated record. The coding region runs from base 1673 to 2506 and encodes 277 amino acids. NCBI's taxonomy places the organism in Eukaryota, Metazoa, Chordata, Mammalia, Carnivora, Herpestidae. The transcript is spliced from 8 exons. Gene Ontology annotation, molecular function: ubiquitin protein ligase activity. Gene Ontology annotation, biological process: reciprocal meiotic recombination.